GAUCAGAGUGACUCAGAUGGGAGGGAGGAAGCAAAUGCCUUUAAAAAAAGACAUACGGAGUCUCAAGCAAACACUGCCCAGGGAGACAGGCUUGGGAACACAUGAGCACAUGCCAGCCUGCCCCAUCCACCGGGAGCUCUGUGAUUCGCCACAGGGAAAGGUCUGUGGUAGGAGAGAGAAGCUGAAAAAUGAGGAUUAUCCUGGUUUGGAUGUUUUUCCCAGGUGCCUGGAUGGUAUCGGCUCCCUCGCAGGUGACAGCCCAUCGGGGCAGCUCGCUGUCGGUGUCCUGCAGCUACCAGCUGGGCUACAAGCUCCACUCCAAGUUGUGGUGCAAGCCGUACUUUUUCAAGAUCUUCUGCACCUACAUGGCCCAAACCAAUGGCUCAGAGGCGGUGGUGACACAGGGCAGAGUGUCCAUCAGGGACAACCACUCAGCACUCACAUUCACGGUGACGAUGAGAGAUGUGACACCGGAGGACGCGGGCUAUUACUACUGCGGGACAGGGAAAUACCGGUGGCAGAGGCAGUGGCACAGAAUCAAGGUGCUCGUGUCUGAGGCCACAGCUGAGGCCGGUGAUGUGCACCCAUCGGCAAAGACAGUCCCGUCCCCCACUGGCUGUGAGGAGCCUUCAGCACUGUCCCAGCUCGACAUCACCCUCCUGCUGCUGCUCAUCGGUGCGAAGGUGCCUGUGAUCCUGGCCCUGCUGUGUGGAGCCGUGUGGCUGAGGAAGUGGCACAGGGGCUGCAGCCCGUGGGAAAACCUGCAGCAAUCUGAGAAGUCCAGCAGCACCGCAGCACCGGGCAGCCCGACCCCCCAGCAGCCCGACCCCCCGGCAGCCCCACAGCAUCCUUCUGUUCCCCUUCCCCACGCCCUGCCAGGUCUGAGCCACUGGAGCUGCUCAGCAUCAGGCAGCUCUGUUCCUGCAAAGCCUCAGCCCCUCCUGGUGCCCCCCAAGUUGCUCGAGGGAAGGGCUGCUGUGCAGAGAUAGUUUGUGCUGAGCUGGAAGUGCCAACAAAAAGCAAUUUUGAAACAAAGUCUGGGUAUCCUGCA
This is a messenger RNA of Coturnix japonica (Japanese quail), 1051 nucleotides long. Its product is annotated as protein CD300H-like. Gene Ontology annotation, molecular function: transmembrane signaling receptor activity. The record is from RefSeq and is a predicted model, not a curated record. Gene Ontology annotation, cellular component: plasma membrane. NCBI's taxonomy places the organism in Eukaryota, Metazoa, Chordata, Aves, Galliformes, Phasianidae.